This is a messenger RNA of Ambispora leptoticha, 3864 nucleotides long. The record is from the annotation of a GenBank genome assembly. NCBI's taxonomy places the organism in Eukaryota, Fungi, Glomeromycota, Glomeromycetes, Archaeosporales, Ambisporaceae.
AUGGCUACCUACAAACAAAAACCAAUUAGAAUUCAAAGGAAACCCGCGUCUAGUGACUCUGAAGAAAAUUCUGCAUCAGAGAAAGAAUGGUUUGUUUUUGGUAACAGGACAGCGAAAAAAGAACCGCGUUCUGUUGAACUGUCUCGUAAUAUUACCACAACAACUGCCAGUGAAGAUGAUGAAUGGCACAUGUUAAGCGAUGCAACAAGCCUUGUUGACGAAAACUCUUCAGUUCUUGAGGGAAUAUCUGAUGUUUCAAGUGGUGGCAGUGGGUUUAAUUCCGAGGUAGAGGUGGUCGUGGACGAGAGUCAAGAUAAUGCUCUAGGGUUUUCGACUCCGAAACCCUAUUCGCGUCUUAUGCCUGCACAUGACGGGACGGGUGAUUUUUCUAAUCCAACAUCAUCUGAAGUAUCGAUUUCUCAUCCCGAUUCGAGCAUACCUAUAAAUUCACAACAUGAUAAAAUUGACUCAACACGUCAUGAAUCAGUAGAUACCGACGAGCAAUCAAGAAGUGAUAAUAAGAAUAGAAGGUCGGGAAUUUUCAAAAAUGAAUUAACUGCACUCACUUUGCGCGUGUUGGAAGAUCCAAAUCUGGCGUCUAAUAACAACUCUUCGACUAAUCGAGAGAUUUCCUUGAAUCAUUCAAAUCCACCUCAACCUUCUUUUUUUGCCCCGUUAUUCAAUCUUUCUGUUUCUGUCCCUUCAUUGUCAAGGCGGAAUCAAAAACGUCAUGACACUCGAUAUUCAGAACAAAAUAUAUCUCGACUGGCAAACAACAUUAUAAAUUCAAGGGAUGCCUUGUCAAUAAAUUUUUUGCCGACACUUAACAAAGAAACACUUGACGAAAUUUUCGCCAAUAAAGAUAAUAACAAUAUUACCAAUGAUAGUGAACGAUCAAAUUCAACUAAUAAUCUUACCAGCUCAAAUGAAACAGCACAACAAUCAGCCUCGCGACCAACACGAAAUUCAAGUGAAGUUUCAUCAAUUCUUUCCACAGUUUGGAUGUCAUUCCGUCGAUUCACUUCAAACAUAAUCAACGCGGAUGUAGAAUUAUACAAUGAUAUUUCGCUGGCUACAGCAAUGUCACUUGAAUCUUCAAAUAGUAAUAGUUUUGGUGGUGGCUUGGCAUCGAUAAUUGCGGAAAUGGGGGAUAAUAAUCGAUAUACUUAUGACGCUUGUUAUCUUCCAUUUGGAAACCAUCUGACGUUUACGGAUUUGCCAUUGGGCGAUAGAGAAAAUAUUUUCUCUUAUAAACAUCAAAUAUCAUCGACCGCCUCUUCAUCAUACAAUAUCAAAUCAGAAAGUAAUUUAAAUAAAACUCGAACAUCUCGAUCGAGUUUGAAUUUGAGAGGCUUUUUCAAUCGACGUAAUAGUUCUGGUAGUAACACCGAUUGUGGAUUAGAAAAUGCUAGGACAGAAGAAACUCUUAAAAAAUAUUCUCAGGAUAGCAAAACCACUGUAAAUGUUACUCCCAGCUCCCACAUGACUUCAGAAUCAAAGGAAAACGUUAAAAAGACUGCAAAACCUUCCGUCGAGGAAGUAUGUGAAAGACUAGUCGAAGUUGCACUUGCCGGCAAUGCUAAUGCGAAAAAGGAUAAAGACAAUGCGCACAAAAAAAACAGCAACAGCAAAAGGGACGGUGGUGAUAUUAUAAUUUCCGAUAAACCUACAUUUUCGGCUAAUCGUGCCCAAACCGCGAAUAUCUUUCAUCUAGUACCGCCUAGACGCGCCAAUAUUGAUUGCAAUAACAAUGUAGUAAAUACACGAUAUGGCGGUGAUACUACUAUUAAUAUUCGUUCUGAAUUUGAGCAUUUGAAUACACCAUCAUCAACUAUUACGGCAACAAGUUCCAAUCCUCUAUUUGGAUCCGCAAUUUCUUAUAACGACCAUCUUUAUGGUAACCAGAAUGCGAAAGUGGAGAUUGAAAAUUAUGGCAUCACAAAAUCUAAGAUCAACGAAAGACAAGUCUUUCACGACAAUAAUAUCGCCACGAGCUCUUCGAUCGUUAAUCCUUAUGAUCGUUAUUUCUCAUUUCGGUCAAUCGAAUUAAAUCAAAUGUCAUCGAAUUUGGUGCAUUCUACACCUAUUAAUCCUUCUACAUAUCACGUUCCAACUCAACCACAACCUAUCAUCAAAAAAUCGAUCUCAAUCUGCUCCUUAUGCGAUAACGGAAACGUGCUCUUGAUUCCCUGUGGACAUAGGAUGUGCGAAUCUUGUGUUCACAUAUUGCGUUCGAACACUGUCAAAAGUUCUUCAAAGACUCAUUCCGAAUGUCCGAUUUGUGAAACGACGAUCACGGAAUUUAAAAGAUUAUCUCAAAACGAACCGAGAACAAACAAGAUUGAUCGAACGCCAUCUAAAUCAGAAGAAUUGCAAGACGUAUACAAACAACAGCAACAACAAUCAAAUCAAGAUACUUCGCGACGGACAAUACAACAAGAAGAAAUGAAUUCUUCCAAUCGUCAGGAAUUCAAUAAUAAUUCUUAUCCAACGCCACCGAAUUCAGAUGAAAAAAAUCAAACUGUAUUAAACCGCAUUGAUGAAGAUACAACGCGCCCGAUUUCUUGGGCUUUUCCUGGCUAUACACCACCACUUAUUCCUCGCCCUAAUCAAACCUUAGCUAAUAAUAGGCCGCAACAAAUCGCAUUCCUGGAAUUAAGCAAAUCCGCAACACCUUUCAAUUGGCCAGUUGUGAAAAUUAACAAUAUACCUUGGGAUAUUUCACUAAAAGAUAUCAAGAACUUUUUCUCGGCAUUCCAAUUACCCGAUCCUUCGAAAUAUGCACAAUCCAUUCACAUAAUAAUGGAUCGAACUACUGGAAAAACUUUAUCUGAGGCCUUUGUCGAAUUUGUCGCAUCUGCUGAUGCUGAUCGAGCGGUGGAUCUGCGCAAUAUGAAACCUAUGAAAGGACGACUGAUUUCGUGCACGCGAUCUUCACAAGAAGAAUUAAUGAAAGCUGUAUUCCCGAAAUGGAAAGGAAGCUUUUACGGAUGUAAUGCGGUGGUCACUGACGAGACGAGGGAAAAGGGAGCGAACAAGCCUGUGACAACUAUUCCUUUCGUUACGAGAGAAGAGAUGAAUUCUUUAUUAGUGGUUUGUCGAAAUUAUAAGCUUCAUUUCUCCCGUAAAUGCGCAGAGCGUCCAUUCGAAAAUAUUAUAAGUAUUCUAGUGAAGUUCCCUUUUCAUCAAAGUGAUCUUUACACUACUCUACAACGUGACCUUUUAUUUGAAAUGUUAAAACUCGCGAUAGAAUCGCUCAAAAUCCAUUUAAACAAAGAGUACCAUCGAAUCGAAGAAACAUUGCUUGAGCGUAUGUUACGUGCCGGAAUCCUAACACCCGUCUUUACUGAACGUCAAAAAUUGAUGAUUGUUCAAAUUCCUGACACUACAUUCGAAAACGUGAAUACGUCACCAUCGACUUUUACGCGCUCGAGUAAUAAGGGUUUUCCAUCAUCUCCAAAAUACAAAUCAUCUCCACGUGAAUACAUCCCAAAAUAUAGUGGUGUGUUUGAUCCUUUCCGAGAUGAUCAUGAUAUUAAAACAAUGCUUUAUAAAGACAGAGAUGCACCACAACCGUCAAAAACUAAACCUGCACCUUCGUUCAAUUCUUAUUUGCUUCCAAAUCCUCCUCAAUCACUCUAUGGAGCCUUCCAACCAUUCUAUUCAGGAACUGAUUUUAUAAAUCGUUCUAAACAAAUAUGGGGUUGGCCGAAACAAGUCAAUGUGUUAUCUCCAUCAUCAACGCCGGAAAGAACUACCACUUCAUCCCUGCAACAAUUAAAUCGAGAUCAAGGCCUUUAUUUCGAUACUGGAAAUAACCCUUUCUUUGUUAAAGAUUUCGAUGGAUAUUCACAGGAAAGAUAA